UUGGAGAUUUUCAACCGAGACAUCCGGAGGCCAGUGGAGAAUUUCGUCUGGGAUCCCUUCAGAGUCCAGGAAGAGUAGCUGGUCUCGCGCGCACGAUGGCCUCGGUGCUGAUCUAUAUAAACAAGUUCAAGAACUUCGUGAUUUUGUUCUUCACUCCGCUACUGCUGCUACCACUCAUCAUUGUGAACCCCGCAAAGUUUGUCAGGUGUGCAUAUGUUGUCAUCCUCAUGGCCAUCUACUGGUGCACAGAAGUCCUCCCCCUGGCUGUCACCUCCCUCAUGCCUGCCUGCCUUUUCCCACUCUUCAAGAUUCUGGAUUCCAAGAAGGUAUGUGUGCAGUACAUGAAGGACACCAACAUGCUGUUCCUAGGUGGCCUCAUCGUGGCUGUGGCCGUGGAGCGCUGGAACCUGCACAGGAGGAUCGCCCUACGCAUGCUCCUCAUUGUGGGGCCCAAGCCCCCACAGCUGAUGCUGGGCUUUAUGUGCAUCACGGCCUUCCUGUCCAUGUGGAUUAGCAACACAGCCACCACGGCCAUGAUGGUGCCCAUUGUGGAGGCCAUGCUGCAGCAGUUAAAUAUGACAAGGACAGUCCAUCAGUCUCACCUGGAGGCUGUGGAGCUCAAGGAAAAGGACAGGAUCAGUGAGGUGGCAGGGAACCAAGAAAUUUUUGAAGACCCUGCCAUGGUGCAGCAGGAGGAAAAAAUCAAGAAGAAUGUGGCCAAGGGCUUGACACUCUGUGUGUGCUAUGCAGCCAGCAUUGGAGGCACUGCCACCUUGACGGGGACGGGACCCAAUGUGGUACUCCUGGGCCAGAUGCAUGAAUUGUUUCCUGAGAGUAAAAACACCGUGAACUUCGCCUCUUGGUUUGGAUUUGCCUUCCCCAAUAUGGUGAUAAUGCUGCUGCUUUCCUGGUUAUGGCUCCAGUAUUUGUUUAUGAGAUGCAAUUUUAAAAAAGACUGUAUCUGCGGGGCUGAAAAGAGUGAAAAUGAGAAGGCUGCCUACAAUGUGCUGCAGGAGGAAUACCGGAAGCUGGGGCCCGUCUCAUUUGCUGAGCUCAAUGUCAUGAUCUGCUUCACCCUGCUGGUUGCCCUGUGGUUCUCCCGUGAGCCUGGCUUCAUUUCUGGCUGGUUGUCAAUAGCCUGGAAAGACAGUGAUACAGAGUAUAUCUCUGAUGCCACUGUGGCCAUCUUUGUGGCCCUCUUGCUAUUCAUUGUGCCUUCGCAGAAGCCCAAGUUCAAUAUCUGCAGCCAGACUGAGGAAGAAAAGAAAAUUCCAUUUUAUCCCCCACCACUGCUGAAUUGGAAGGAAACCCAGCAGAAAGUGCCCUGGGGCAUUGUGUUGCUCCUGGGGGGUGGAUUUGCUCUGGCUAAAGGAUGCGAGGCCUCGGGGCUGUCCGACUGGAUGGGGAAGCAAAUGGAGCCCUUGCAUACAGUGCCUAUGGCAGCCCUCACCUUGAUCUUGUCUUCUAUUGUUGCUGGGUUCACUGAGUUCACAAGCAACGUGGCCACCGCCACCCUGUUCCUGCCUAUCUUUGCCUCCAUGGCACGUUCCACAGGCAUCAAUCCGCUGUGUGUCAUGCUGCCUGGUACUCUGAGUGCAUCUUUUGCCUUCAUGUUGCCUGUGGCCACCCCACCUAACGCCAUUGUGUUUACCUAUGGACACCUCAAGGUUACAGACAUGAUGAAAGCGGGACUAAUGCUGAACAUAAUUGGAAUCCUCUGCGUGUUCUUGGCGGUCAACACCUGGGGACGGGCCAUAUUUGACUUGGAUCAGUUCCCUGACUGGGCUAAUGCAACUCACAUUAAAUCUUAGGAAGAGCUGCAAGACACAAGGACCCAGCCUCUGCAUCUUGAAGACUCCCGAAUCUCCUGGAACACCCUGUAGCAGAGCUUUAGGGCCAAGCCUGAGCUGACCCAGUAAUGCCCACACCCCACCAAGACCCAGCCAAAAGACCACCUCCUUCCAAGCCCAGAUUCAGCCAUAGGGAUGGGCAGCAGGAGGGCAGGCUUGGAAGUCAAAGAAAGCCCCUGAAAUGGCUGCCAGGGCCUUUCUUUCCUAGGGUCUCUAUUGGCCUUUCUUGGGACAGGCAGGCUGCAGACAGACUGGGACUCAGUCUCCUGUAUCCAUUCAGCCUAGAGCAGCCAUCACACUAGCUCUAUGUGGGGCCCUGAUUUCCUUUUGCUUAGUUCUAGGGAAUCAGACCCCAGAUUGGGAGAUUGGAGGUGAGAAAACAUGGUGCCCAUGUUUCUUCCAGCUCACCUUGGACUGCCUUAGAUCAUCUCUGUCACUCUAAAGGGGCCAGUCCAGCUCAGGGACAGAACAUCUGGUCAUGGGCAGCUUCCCACUGCUGGAGUGAGGGUGGGAAUCAGAGCCAGUCCUGGAGACUCUGGAGCUCCUAUGGAAUCACCACCAAAGGAUGAGGAGUUUGAGUUGUUAACUUCAGGAUGACACCUGCCUUCCUGCCCACAGUGCACCACUGACCAACCUGCUCCCCUCCUUACUUUAUUUCAUUUUAAUCAAUAAUUUGGAACCCUUCCUGAUUAGAGGCCCCAGACACCUUCAGCCCUAGGUCCUUUUGUUGUCUGGGUCAACAUUUGCUGAAAGCCCUGGCAGGGGCCCUCUAGCAGGUCAGUUUAGCUUUUCUGGGAGAUGCUUUUUCUGCCACUGUCAUGCAGAUGGGAUCAUACUCCAUGUAUGGGCCAUGGCUGGGUAUCCAGAGGGCCACAGUGAGGUAUCUAGGUCCUCCCUCAGCUGCAGACCCUGAGAGUUUGGGCUCCUCUGGAGAAAGCCUUCCCUUGGCCAACUGGCCUUCACAGCCAUGCCUCAUGGCAAAAGAGUCUCCCUGAGAGUAAGCAGGGGUUGGCAGUUCCUAUGCAGAUAGCCCCAGGCCAUGAAUGAAUCUACCUGAAAUUACUGGGGCAAAGACUCCUGAGUGGCUGUGGGAAGAUGAGCCUCAGAACUCCUUGUGGGAGAGAGACAGGAUGAUCACCCUCCUGUUCCAACCUCAUUUUCUCUCUUAUGAUAGAUUUACACGAGGUCCACUGAUAGCAUUUUUCAGGGCAGGAAAGUGUGGGAAUACAAAGAAACCCCACCAAAGACUAAGUGUGUACCUACUUUCCUUGACUGUCAAGGUCAUGCCCUCAUUAAAUGCUCUGUCUUACAUGGAAA
Molecule: messenger RNA, 3167 nt
Organism: Choloepus didactylus (southern two-toed sloth)
Lineage: Eukaryota; Metazoa; Chordata; Mammalia; Pilosa; Megalonychidae
Gene: SLC13A5
Product: solute carrier family 13 member 5
Exons: 13
Coding region: 96-1811 (571 amino acids)
Biological process (GO): monoatomic anion transmembrane transport; citrate transport
Cellular component (GO): membrane
Molecular function (GO): sodium:dicarboxylate symporter activity; succinate transmembrane transporter activity; citrate transmembrane transporter activity
Source: RefSeq, a predicted model, not a curated record